AUGUCAGAAAACUCUGCCUUCACUAAGUGGAACGAGAUGCAGCCUGCACACGGUUCAGCUGAGGCUACUACUCAGAAUCUGGAGCUACUAGGGCUCUCGAUAAGUGAGGACACAAGAAGAGGCUACGAGAGGGCAAGGAGAGAGUUCUAUGAGAUGGGGUUGUCCUUCCCUCUCAACGCCGGGAAAGUUAUCCGAUCCAUCAGAUGCCUGUUGGAUGUAACUGAGCUGAACUCGACCUCAGCACAGAAGCGAAUUACAGCUCUGAGAACUUUGCAGAAACUGGAAGGCUUUAGCACCAUGGAUGUCGCGGAUGAAGCGCUGAUUAAGCAAGCUAUGCAAGCCGUUUCACGCGUAAGGCCCCAGCGGGAUGCCAAGCGCGCUGCCAUUAUGCCCGAGAGUGCAAUCAAGUUCCUAUUUGACUGUCCGGAAUCCCAGUCCGAGGGUAAACCAGAGAAAGGCCUU
Perkinsus marinus ATCC 50983 is the source of this 462-nucleotide messenger RNA. RefSeq lists its product as hypothetical. The record is from RefSeq and is a predicted model, not a curated record. The annotation marks the transcript as partial. NCBI's taxonomy places the organism in Eukaryota, Perkinsozoa, Perkinsida, Perkinsidae. The transcript has a single exon.